AUGGACCUAGAUCUAGCCAGUAUCUUAAAAGGUGAAAUUUCUAAGAAGAAGAAAGAGCUGGCCAACUCUAAAGGUGUUCAGCCACCAUGCACUGAGAAAUUCCAGCCACAUGAAUCCGCAAACAUAGACGAAACACCGCGACAGGUAGAACAAGAAAGUACAGAUGAAGAAAACCUGUCAGACAAUCAGAGUGACGAUAUUAGGACCACCAUUAGCAAAUUAGAAAAUCGGCCAGAAAGGAUACAAGAAGCGAUAGCUCAAGACAAAACCAUCUCUGUAAUCAUUGAUCCAUCACAAAUUGGUUCUACUGAAGGAAAACCUCUUUUGUCAAUGAAAUGUAAUUUAUAUAUUCACGAAAUAUUAUCUCGUUGGAAGGCGUCUUUGGAAGCUUAUCAUCCGGAGCUGUUCUUAGACACUAAAAAAGCACUCUUUCCACUCCUACUGCAACUACGAAGGAACCAGCUUGCCCCGGAUUUACUUAUUUCCCUUGCGACCGUUCUCUAUCAUUUACAACAACCUAAAGAAAUAAAUUUAGCCGUUCAGUCCUAUAUGAAACUCAGUAUCGGCAAUGUGGCCUGGCCUAUUGGUGUUACUAGCGUAGGCAUUCAUGCUCGUAGUGCACAUUCGAAAAUUCAAGGAGGCCGGAAUGCUGCUAACAUAAUGAUUGAUGAAAGAACGCGAUUAUGGAUUACCAGUAUUAAAAGAUUAAUAACUUUUGAAGAAUGGUAUACCAGCAACCACGAUAGCUUAGCCUAA
Molecule: messenger RNA, 756 nt
Organism: Saccharomyces cerevisiae S288C
Lineage: Eukaryota; Fungi; Ascomycota; Saccharomycetes; Saccharomycetales; Saccharomycetaceae
Gene: PRP18
Product: mRNA splicing protein PRP18
Exons: 1
Coding region: 1-756 (251 amino acids)
Biological process (GO): RNA splicing
Cellular component (GO): nucleus; spliceosomal complex
Source: RefSeq, marked reviewed